GGCUCACUCUACAGGGAGACCCAACACAGGCAAGAGAGGGUCUGACAAGUGGUGGAGGUGAGUGUCUUCCCCACUGACCCCAGCCCCGCCUGAGGCUCCAAGGAGACCGGCAACUGAAGCUUCUGGAAAGUAAAGGACAGCAAGGAAAUGCCACCCAAGACCAAACAGAAAGGCAGGAAAGCCGGCAUGCAGAAGAAGAAAAAGAACCCAGGGCCGGAUGUGGAGGCUGAGUCCAAGCACAGACAGCUGGUGCUGGAGACGGAGCUGCUCCGAGACCGGCUGGCUCUACAGAGGGAAGGGGCGCGUCGAGCCAAGGCUUCUGAAGAAAGGCUGAAGCAGAGGUUGCAAGAGUUGGAGGCUGAACUGGAAGAGGCCCGCAGCGAGGGGAAGGCCGUAUAUGCAGAGAUGAGUCGCCGGUGCAGGGCCCUGCAGGAGCAGAUGGAGAGACGCAGCAAGCAGCUGGAGGAGGAAGUGAGGGGUCUCCGCAAGCAGCUGGAGACUUGCCAGAGGGAGGCUGCGGCUGUACAGGGGGAGGCAGCGCGGGCCCUCGGAGAGCGGGACCACACCUUGGCUCAGCUUCGGGCCCACGUGGCCAGCAUGGAAGCCAAGUACGAGGACAUCUUACACGUGAGCACCCCGCCACCUCCACGAGCCCCACAGGGUGAUGACUGCCAACCCGGGGGGAAGAGAAGAAAGGGACUCCAAGGGACCCCUGCUCUGUCCCUAGCACAGGCAGAGGGAGUUCCACGGUGCCCACUCCCUUAGACCAGGAAGAAUGCUGGCAGGGAGAGCUCACAAGGCAGCCGCCCUCUCUUCCUGGGGACUGGGAGCUUGGUAUCCGCAGGGCAGCCUGGACCGGCUCCUGGCCAAGCUGAGGGCCACCCAGCCCCAGUGGGACGAGGCCGCACUGCGACUCCACGCCAGACACAAGGAGCAGCUGCGCCAGCUUGGACUCAACCCCCUGGAUCUUUGAAGCUGCCAGCCUCUGGGCUCUGGGACCCUCUGAGACCCCAGAAAUAAAACAUCCUGAAGGAGAACUCA
Molecule: messenger RNA, 1041 nt
Organism: Oryctolagus cuniculus (rabbit)
Lineage: Eukaryota; Metazoa; Chordata; Mammalia; Lagomorpha; Leporidae
Source: RefSeq, a predicted model, not a curated record